AUGGCGGCAGUAGCAAGGCGAGGCCAGGAUGUGGUUGUGAAGGCCGGGACAAUGGUCAAGGGAGCAGUUGGGAGCGCCCUUGCUGCCGGGUCUGAGGUGGCUGUAGCAGAAGGUAAGGCCUUAAAGGCCGGGGCGGUUGUAGCGCUGAAUGUUAUGGGCGGGAGGCUGGGGGAGAUCAAGGAGCAUGCGGAUCAGGAGUUGCAAGUGAGCCUGGCGGACUGGCGGAGACGAAUGCAGGAGGCGGGGAUAGGGGUGGAAGAGGAGGAAGACAUCAGUGAGUUACGGCAGGAGCGGAUCCAUCUAGGCAACGAGGAGUACGACGCGGGGGCGAUCGUGGGAGGCGACGUGACGAUUCACGUGAUUAAAGCCAUGGAUCUGGGGCUCCGGCCGGAGAAGACGCAUCCGUACACGGUGGUGCAGGUGGAGGGGCGGCGGCUGCGGUCAUCUGUGUGCAAGGGCACGGUGUGUCCGCAGUGGGACGAGCUGCUGGUGUUCAAGGGCGUGUCUACCACGUCCAGCAUGGCUGUUUCCAUCUUCAGCAGCGAAACCAUCGGCUCACAUAAGUUCCUCGGCCAGGUGGUGCUGCCGCUGGUGGACGGCAGGGCGUUGAACCGUGAGCCCGGGUGGCACAAGCUGAGUCGGCGCACGGCGCACGAGACGGUGACAGGCAGGGUGUUCCUCUCCACGUCUUGGGACGCCACAGAGCUCGAGCUCAUGGCGCUGCAGCUGCGCGCCAAGGAAGCAGAGCUGGACGCACUGGAGGAGCGGCUGGCACAGGAGAGGGAGGCGCGGCCGCGCGAGGCCGUCAUGGCAGCAGAGACCCUCGCCAACCCGCACCCGCUGCAGCCCCACAUGCCCUCCUCGGGCCUGCGCACGCCCACGGGGGGCCCCAUGCUGCGCCGCAUGUUCACCCUGCGGGGCCCUGGGGUGAUGGGUGCGGCUGCCUCUUCCGUGUCGCCUGCUGUGGUGCAGCAGCUUGCCGCCAAGGGGCAGCUCAAGGGCCAUGCGCAGGGGAUGGCUGGGGGCGUCUCUUCAGUGUCGCCUGCUGCAGUGCAGCAGCAUGCCGCUAAGGGGCAGAUUAAGGUGAGAGGUGAAGGUGGUGGAGACAAGACACCUGGCAGUGCCAGCAGAGUGGCUGCGCUCGGCGUGUUUGGAUCUUCUCUUCCCUUGGUUUACUCACCUCUCUACUCACUCUCCGCUCACCCUGCUCCUCCGUCCUCCCAUCUGCAGGUGAAGGUGGUGGAGGCGAGGCACCUGGCAGUGCCAGCGGAGUGGCUGCGCUCGGUGCACCGGAUGCGCGCCUUUGCUGCGCUCUCCGUGGUGUCCCCCUCGGGCACGAGCACGCUGCCUGUCAAGACGCGGGUCAUCAACGGCACCUUCUUCCCCAAGUGGAACGAAACGUUCUCCAUCAACGAUGUCGCUCUCACCUCCUCGCUGCGCGUGCAGGUGUUUGACAAGCCAAAGCUGGGUAGCCCGAACCUCCUGGGCGAAGCUACAGUGGACGUCACCACCUUCAAGGACGGGCUACCACAGUACAUGCUGCGGACUCUCAAGCGAAGUGCUGGAAAAGAAGGGGUGCGUAUCUGCCUGUUCCUGCCUCCGUUUUCCUUUUUCCCCAUUUUCCUUGAGCAGGAGGCAGUGGGCGGCAGCAUUCGUCUUCGAGUGCACUGGAUGGUGGACCAUGGGAAGAAGGCAGAGGAGAAGACGGGAGUCAAUUUUAUGGUGAACCUGCACGGGAUGACCGUGUCCGUGGUGGACCGCCUGCCGCGAGAGAUCAUGCUGGUGCUGCUGGAAGACAUCUGCUGCUCCUGGGAGGAGUCGGUGAGCCGCAUGCGGAAUGGGGGAGUAGGGGGGAGUAAUGGGAGAGGGAGAGAGUUGGCUAGACAUGUGAGAGGUGGUUGGGUGGAGGGUGGGUACGUGAGAGAGAUCAUGCUCGUGGUGCUGGAAGACAUUUGCUGUUCCUGGGAGAAGUCAGUGAAGGAGGUGGCGGGCAAGGUGGAGGUGGGAAAACUGCAGGUGGACAAUCAACUGCUCACGGCUCGCAACCCUGUUGUGCUCUCGCGCACCCAGGCCUUCCCCGCAGAAGCCCUGUUCAUGGAGCAGGGCAAGGAGCUGGCGAACCAGGCAUCGCUAGCGAGCAUGCUGAGCACGGACCCCAAGGAGAAGGAGAAGGCGUUCGUGUCAGUGGAGUUUCACGCGCCUGCUGCAGCACCCCUCCAUCGUCUACUACCGCCGCUUUCUCUUCCAGCUUCAAGAGUUCGACCUGGUUUUGGAGGAGGACUUUGUGGACACGGCAGUGGCAUACCUGCAGCAGCUACCCAUGGAGGACCUGCACGCGAUGCCACCAUGGUUUCCCCGAUGUCUCGCCGGAACUUAGUUAAGUCGGAGCCGUUGGAGCCGUUAGUGAACAGCAGCAGCUGGGUGGCGGGCAACCAGGGCCUGCGGACCACGGCUUCCUCUGCGGAAGUUCCCCCUCAUCUCGCUCACUCGAGCCCCGCUGAGGCUCAACAG
Molecule: messenger RNA, 2511 nt
Organism: Closterium sp. Naga37s-1
Lineage: Eukaryota; Viridiplantae; Streptophyta; Zygnematophyceae; Desmidiales; Closteriaceae
Source: the annotation of a GenBank genome assembly